GCACUUGACGAUCAAAUCGAAUCGCACCUAUUCCUCUCUUUGGCGGUAGCCGCGUAGCGCCCGCUCAGUCGCCGCCGACCACGGCGGAGAAAUUGCGGCUUCACCUCGCCUGUGUGUCCUGAUUACGCGAGGACUCGAGCGGCUAAGCUUAGCAGCGAUCUCGGUCUCAGCGAGGUCGGUGGGUGCCGGAAGAGAAAUGGGUGGCUUCCACUUCCACCACACCUGGUUCAAGGCACGCAAGGUGUUUGUAAGAAUGCUUAGCAAUGGAGGCGGUGCCAGCAUGGCCUGUGAUAUCUCGGUGGACGCCUCGGACCUCUCCAAGCGCCUCUGCAAGCUCAUCAUCUCCUGCCGGAAGGCAUCCGCCCUCGAGCACGAGCUCGACCAUAGCGGCGUCCGCGUUACGCCGGAGAUCGCGGAGAGCGUCCUCAAGCACCUCGACAACGCUGGUAUGCUCGCGUACCGCUUCUUCGAGUGGGCGCGCAAGCAGAAGCGUGGGGUGUGUGCUCAUACCGUGCGUUCCUACCACACGGUGGUUACGUCCCUAGCCAAGAUCAGGCAGUACCAACUCAUGUGGGACGUCGUGGCCAUCAUGCGCAAGGAGGGUGUGGCCAAUGUUGAGACGUUCGGGAUCAUCAUGCGCAAAUAUGCCAGGGCACAGAAGUUGGAUGAGGCAGUUUACACGUUCAACGUCAUGGAGAAAUAUGGUGUUGCCCACAACCUCGCUGCCUUCAACAGCUUGCUCAGUGCACUAUGCAAAUCUAAGAACGUGCGCAAGGCGCAGGAGAUCUUUGAUAAGAUGAAUAAUCGGUUCAGUCCUGAUGCCAAGACCUAUAGUAUCUUGCUUGAGGGUUGGGGGAGAGCGCCCAGCCUCCCAAAGAUGCGAGAGGUUUACAGUGAUAUGCUUGCCGCUGGUUGCCAGCCUGACAUUGUCACAUAUGGUAUCAUGGUCGAUGCACUCUGCAAGACAGGCCGAGUUGAAGAGGCUGUCUGUGUCGUGCAGGACAUGAGCUCUAGGGGAUGCCAACCGACAACCUUCAUAUACAGCAUCUUAGUGCAUACUUAUGGAGUUGAUAUGAGGAUUGAGGAUGCUGUUGCAGCAUUUUUGGAUAUGGAGAAGGAUGGGAUUAUGCCUGAUGUUGUUGUGUACAAUGCGCUCAUCACUGCCUUCUGCAAAGUGAAGAAGUUUGAGAAUGCCUUCAGAGUCAUGGAUGACAUGCAAGGCCAUGGAAUCUCCCCAAAUUCAAGGACCUGGAACAUCAUCCUAAAUACUCUGAUUAGCCUUGGAAAGGAUGAUGAGGCAUAUAGGGUCUUCCGCAGCAUGAUUAAGCGCUGCAAACCAGACUCUGAUACUUACACCAUGAUGAUAAAGAUGUUCUGUGAGAAUGAUAAGAUAGAGAUGGCACUGAAGGUAUGGAAGUAUAUGCGAUUGAAGCAGUUCUUGCCGAGCAUGCACACAUUCUCUGUGCUGAUCAAUGGUCUCUGUGACAAGGGUGAAGUUAGCCAAGCUUGUGUCCUGCUUGAAGAUAUGAUCGAGAAGGGCAUUAGACCUCCUGGUUCAACUUUUGGCAAGCUGAGGCAGCUACUUUUAAAAGAAGGGAGGAAGGAUGUGCUUGACUUUCUUGUCGAGAAAAUGAAGAUCCUCGCUCAAGAACCUUUGUUUGAUUGACCCUUCACUUCUCCAUUGCUGCUGAGAAUAUCAGUUAUCAUUUAGGCUUUAUGAAUAAAUGUUCCCAGUUAAGGAUUGCUUUGGUGACCCAGGAUCAUAGAAGGAUUGGAGGGGAUUGAGGAGAAAAUUAGUCAUUUCCCCCUCAAUCCCCUCUAAUCCCUCCGUGAUCCCCUUGUCGCCAAAUCGACCCUAAAGGAUGAAUGGAUGCCUAACCAAACCAUGGCUGUGUUUUUGUCGUCCCACUCGACCAUUACGACUAUCAAUUGUCAAACACCUGAUGGCCAAAAUGCUGAACUGCUGAUAUUUUAUCUCACCGGGAAACUUUUUGUAUUUUAAGACUCGAACUUGAGUCCUCCAAAAGCAAUGAACUACAUAUGGUCCAUGUAUCAAGAGUUUCAGCAUUUAUUUUAAGACUCGUAUUUCAGCAAUGAACUACAUGUGUAUUUUAAGACUCGAACUUCAGCACAAGAAUCCUUCAAGGACCGGUGUAGUCACAAGUGUCCAUGUUCUGAACUUGAGGACUUCGUGCCAUACUGCCAACUUGUUCAGGCACAAGUCACUACUACAAUACUACUACAUGAAAAGGGUCAAACUGCCAACCAGUAUAUUGAAACUUGUACUGCCCUGAGCACUUGAUCUAUGAAAAGGGACACCACAUUCCUUGAGCAUU
Messenger RNA from Zea mays, 2336 nucleotides. Its product is annotated as pentatricopeptide repeat protein. The record is from RefSeq and is a predicted model, not a curated record. Gene Ontology annotation, molecular function: protein binding. Bases 197 to 1666 code for a protein of 489 amino acids. Lineage: Eukaryota; Viridiplantae; Streptophyta; Magnoliopsida; Poales; Poaceae. The transcript has 2 exons.